CGGAAAUUCCGCAUUUGCCGACAAAAAAAAUCAGUCUCUCUCGCGAAGAUCACCGGAGUCACCAACCAAACUCCCACCGUCGAUGCUCCGCUUCACUUCUCGCCGGAAUCGCCCAGAAAUGGCGGUCACUGUACCUUUUUCCCUCUUCAUUUCGAAACCCGCCUGUCCCUUUCCUUUCCCAUCUCCUCCACACAGAAGAAAGUUCCGAGCUUUGACUGUGACAAUGGCUUCUUCUCCCUCUUCUUCUAGUUCUCGCAGUGAUGGUGAUGAGGAGAAACCGACCAAAUUGGUGACGUUUUUGGGUAAAGGGGGGUCCGGCAAGACCACUUCAGCUGUCUUCGCUGCUCAGCAUUACGCAAGGGCAGGACUCAAUACAUGCUUGGUGAUACAUUCACAAGAUCCCACCGCCGAGCAUCUCCUAGAUUGCAAGAUCGGGCCUGCUCCUGUUACCUGCAAUAGUAACCUCUCAGCUGUGAGAUUGGAGACAACUAAAAUGCUGCUUGAGCCUCUCAAGCGCCUCAAGGAAGCAGACGCCCGGCUUAAUCUGACGCAAGGAGUUCUUGAAGGGGUGGUGGGGGAAGAGCUAGGGGUGCUUCCUGGAAUGGACUCCAUAUUCUCACUUUUUGCCCUGGAGAGAUAUGUAAGAUUCACGGGGAUUAAGUCGCCGAGAAACCAUCAGAGGGAACGCUAUGACAUAGUUGUAUAUGACGGUAUCAGCUCUGAGGAAACUCUACGGCUGAUUGCUGCAAGCAGCAAAGCAAGAUUGUACUUGAAAUACUUCCGAAGCAUUGCUGAGAAGACAGAUCUGGGAAGAUUAGCUGGUCCCUCGAUCAUUGGGCUCGUGGAUGAUGCAAUGAGCUUAACUGACAGCCAGUCUGUUCUCAACAGUAAUACAAGCACAAGGAUAUGGGACACGUUGGAAGAAAUGCUACUGAGAGGAUCCUCUGCCUUCUUGGAACAGCACAAGUUUGGUUGCUUCAUUGUGAUGGACCCACAUAAUCCAGUCUCAGUGGACUCAGCAAUACGUUACUGGGGCCGCACGAUCCAAUCCGGUGGUCAAGUAUCUGGUGCAUUUGGUAUCAGCUCUCUAGACCCUAGUGAAGAUUCCAACGAAAAAGUUAAAGGACUUUCGCCGAUGCCUUUUGCUUUCAUCCCACACCUUUCAUUCUGUUCCCGUCCUGAUUGGAAUUCAGUCAUGCUGAAUUCUGCCAGCAGACAAUCUCAGGAACUUCUUUCUUUGCCAUCAUCAAGCCAUAGCAAUGUGAUGGCACCAGUUAAGUUUGAUGCAGCAAAGAAGUCGGUGACUCUUCUCAUGCCUGGCUUUGACAAGUCAGAGAUCAAGCUUUAUCAGUAUAGGGGAGGAUCCGAGCUAUUGGUGGAAGCAGGAGAUCAGAGACGCGUAAUUUCUUUGCCGUCGGAUAUCCAGGGUAAAGUGGCAGGUGCCAAGUUUGUUGAUCGGAGCCUAGUUAUUACCAUGCGAUAACUCAACGACUAACCAUUCCUGCGCUGAUAACCCAGGUGUCUUGUGAUUUCAUAAAGCCUUCAGCAACACAAUGGAAUCAUAAAGGAAAAGAGAUUUGAGAAUAUAGCGACAGCAAAGGACCAUUGUACACCGACAAGCCACCCCACCCGAUCCAACAGUCGAAAUCCGGA
Punica granatum (pomegranate) is the source of this 1653-nucleotide messenger RNA. The record is from RefSeq and is a predicted model, not a curated record. Lineage: Eukaryota; Viridiplantae; Streptophyta; Magnoliopsida; Myrtales; Lythraceae.